Xenopus laevis (African clawed frog) is the source of this 2371-nucleotide messenger RNA. RefSeq names its product extracellular calcium-sensing receptor. The record is from RefSeq and is a predicted model, not a curated record. Bases 20 to 2371 code for a protein of 783 amino acids. The transcript is spliced from 5 exons. Lineage: Eukaryota; Metazoa; Chordata; Amphibia; Anura; Pipidae.
AAGUGAGUAUUACCAGAGCAUGCAUGCCCUUAUAUUUGCUGUGCAGGAGAUUAAUGCAGAUCCGGAGCUCCUUCCCAACGUCACGUUGGGCUUCCAGGUUUACGAUGCAUGUAACACUUUACGGCGAGCAGCACAAGGGACUCUUUUCAUGCUAUCCGGAGGAAAGGGAAUCACGCCUAAUUAUCACUGUGACAAAGGGACACGUCUUGCUGGGAUCAUUGGGGAAUCUGGCUCGACACGUUCCAUUCUUAUGGCUCAAAUUUUGGGACUGUACUGGUACCCACAGAUUAGUUAUUUUGCUUCCAGCCCUAUUCUCAGCAAUCGUUACCUGUUUCCUUCCUUCUUCCGUACUAUACCUAGUGACCAAUUUCAAAUGAAAGGUCUGGCUGAGCUGGUCUUCUAUUUUGGUUGGUCUUGGGUUGGUCUCCUGGCGAAUGAUAAUGACUACGGUCAAUUUGGUCUUCAGAUAGCAAAGCAAGAAAUAAUAAAGGGAGGAGCUUGCGUUGCCUUUACUGAGAAUAUCUUGACAGGCCAACCCAACAGAAAUGCUCCUCAUAUUGUUCAAGUCAUUAAAGAGUCAACUGCUAAGGUUGUCAUGGUGAUAUCCUCCGAUUCUCACUUUGUAAUUGUGGCCGAAGAGUUGCUAAGGCAGAAUGUGACUGGAAAUAUCUGGAUUGCUAGUGAAGCUUGGGCAACCUCUGAUUUGCUCUUUAAGGAACGAUAUCAAGAAAUGUUAUUGGGCACCAUCGGUUUUGCCAUCCACCGUGGGAAGAUGCCAACAUUCAGUAAGUACCUGAGAAGUUUCCAACCAGCAAAUGAUCAUUAUGACCCAUUCAUAAAGGAAUAUUGGGAGCAAGCCUUUUCUUGCAAGUGGCCCGGUCAGGAGAAUAAAAUUGUCUCAUCUGACAAUGCCUCAAUGAGAGUGUGUACAGGAACUGAAAAGCUGGAAAGCCUGCUUACUGAAGAAUAUCAUAGAUUAUCUCUAAAUGUGUACAAUGCAGUCUAUGCAAUGGCAUGGGCCAUACAAAAUCUGCUUAACUGUACAUCCGGAGCAGGGCCAUUUCCUUAUGGAGAUUGCGCUAACAUCUCUUCUUUUCAUCCUUGGCAUCUUCUCCACUAUAUUAAAAAUGUCAACUUUAAGACAAAAGAUGGGAGACAAAUUUUUUUUGAUGCAAAGGGCAACCCUCCAGCCAUCUAUGACAUUGUGAAUUGGCAAGUAAAUGUUAAAGGUGCCCUGGAGCCGGUUACCAUUGGUAGUUAUGACUUAAGUGCUCCUAAUGGAAGAACCUUAAGUAUAGACAGUGCUGGAAUUAUAUGGACCAACAAUGAGACCCAGGUUCCUCUUUCCACCUGCAGCCCACGUUGUCCCUUAGGAUUCAGAAAAGUGAUAAUACCAGGAAGGCCCCUCUGUUGCUAUAAUUGUGCCCAUUGUCCCCAGGGCUAUAUUUCAAACCAAACAGAUGCUGUGGAAUGUCAAUCAUGUUCCUGGAAUAUGUGGCCUAAUCAACAACAGGAUAGGUGCCUACUGAGAACUACAGAAUUUCUGUCAUAUGAAGAACCAUUGGGUUACAGCUUAGCAGCCAUUGGUAUUUUAUCUUCUCUGAUCCCACUUAAUAUUUUGGGAGUUUUUAUUCAUUAUAAACAAACACCAAUUGUUCGAGCCAACAACUAUUCCCUUAGUUGCCUUCUCCUGCUCUCCCUGUCCCUCUGUUUCCUUUGCUCUUUAGGGUUCAUUGGUUACCCACAACCUACACAGUGUCUUCUGCGCCAAGUGGCAUUUGGCAUGGUUUUUGCUCUCUGUAUCUCCUGUGUUUUAGCCAAAACAAUCACUGUUGUCAUUGCCUUUAAUGCAACCAAACCAGGCAGCAGACUGAGAAAAUGGACUGGGGUAAAGACAUCAUAUUGUGCGAUUGGGUUUUGCACCUUUCUCCAGUUAGUUGUGUGUGUAUUGUGGUUGAGCUUAUCUGCUCCCUUCCCAGAACUUGAUGCUGACACCAAACCAGGAGUCAUCAUAGUUAAUUGCAAUGAAAGGCCACCCUCUGCUUUUUGGUGCAUGCUGGGAUAUCUUGGCCUCUUGGCCUUCAUCAGUUUCAUUGUUGCCUUCUUGGCCAGACGUCUCCCUGACAGUUUCAAUGAAGCCAAAUUUAUCACAUUCAGUAUGUUGGCUUUCCUCAGUGUCUGGGUGUCCUUUAUCCCAGCCUAUCUCAGUGCACAGGGCAUGUAUACAGUGGCAAUGGAGGUCUUUGCCAUUUUAUCUUCCAGUUGGGCUGUGGUGGGCUGUAUCUUUGUGCCAAAAUGCUACAUUGUAUUGUUCAGGCCCAAUAUGAACUCCAGAGAAAAUCUAAUGGGGAAAGGAAAAGGUCAAAAAUAA